AUGCUGGACGGUUACCUCUGCGACCCGGACGAAAAGACGAGAGGAACAGCCAUGGAUAUUGACGAGAAAAGCGCUGCCUUUUCAGAGGCACAGAUGUGCGCGACUCCGCCCAACACCAGGAGACACACCAUCAACACCGCGAUGACUACGACAAUCAUACCAGAACCCACACCUCCCGUCCCCGAUGCCCAGCGCAGAUUUUCCUGGCUCCCGCGGUCGGCAACGCCGUCCCUUCGCAGCCCCACCUUCCGCCGACGCACGGCGAGCCCUUUUGACGAUGAUGACUACUCGUAUUCCGGCAGCAACCCCUUCAGCGAGGACUUCAGACAACUGAACGAGUCCCCCGAAGGAGAUCCCUUCCGAGAUGAGAACCCAUUUGAAGACGGGGAGUACGAGCUACCUCCGGGACCGAAGCGAGAGGGAACUUGGACGAAGUUCAAGAAGGCGAUGAGUCCGAAGCGGGCGAUCAGUAAAUGGAAAUAUCGAAAGGUUAAACCUGGUGCAAACAGGACAGAAAGCCCAGAUCAAGACGAAGAAGUGGACCAAAGGGAUCCGCACGGAUAG
Messenger RNA from Colletotrichum aenigma, 564 nucleotides. RefSeq lists its product as uncharacterized. NCBI's taxonomy places the organism in Eukaryota, Fungi, Ascomycota, Sordariomycetes, Glomerellales, Glomerellaceae. Bases 1 to 564 code for a protein of 187 amino acids. The transcript is spliced from 2 exons. The record is from RefSeq and is a predicted model, not a curated record.